This is a messenger RNA of Striga hermonthica, 948 nucleotides long. Lineage: Eukaryota; Viridiplantae; Streptophyta; Magnoliopsida; Lamiales; Orobanchaceae. The record is from the annotation of a GenBank genome assembly.
AUGAAAUCCGGAAAAGACCCUCCUCAAGAAGACAAAGUGGAGGAAAAAGACGAGUUUGGUUCGAAGAAAGGCGUCUCGCCAUCUGCUAAUAAUUCGAAAGCAGAUGGGAUGAAUAGUGAUAAAGCUAGUGCUAUAAGGUCGAAACACUCAGUUACUGAGCAGCGGAGGAGGAGCAAGAUCAAUGAGAGAUUUUCGAUUCUGAGGGAACUGAUACCGCACAGUGAUCAGAAGAGAGACACAGCAUCAUUUUUGUUAGAGGUGAUUGAGUAUGUGCAAUUUUUACAGGAAAAGGUCCAUAGGUAUGAGGGAUCAUAUCAGCCUUGGAGUUCAGAGCCUGCAAAACUGAUGCCGUGGAGAAACAGUCACUGGCGAAAUUUUGCAAGCCCGUCGCAGACUGUGAAAAAUGGCUCUGAUCCUGGCCUGCCUCCUGCAUUCCCCAUGAGGUUCGAUGAAAAUAGUGCUGCGGGUCCAGCAACCGUACAACCGGGCCUGCAUAACCAGCCCAUCGAGCCCGAACAUGGUAGGGGUGGCCCAAUGGGCCCUGUGUUUGUGCAAGGGACCACGCCUGUUUCCAUUGAAAAUGAUGGCUCAUUCUCGAAUACGUUGCAUGAGCCCGGGGACCCACUUUCGGAUUCACACUCGACUGAAUGUCCUGAUGCUAUGAACCUCCAAGAUGAUCUGAUGAUUGAGGGCGGGACAAUUAGCAUCUCCAGUGUUUACUCCCAAGGGUUACUGAAUUCAUUGUCACAAGCACUACAGAGCACAGGUGUGGAUUUGUCUCAAGCCAGCAUAUCAGUCCAGAUUAAUCUUGGAAAACGAGCACAGAGAGGAUCAAUUGCUAAGGAUCAGGGUAUUUCAAUGCCUUCUGGAGACUUGCCAGGUGGAACAUUUCAAGACAUGGGCAACAGUGAAGACUUAGAUGAAGCCCAGAAAAGGCAGAAGAUUUGA